UGCCAUUCUGGGAAUGCCUGUAUGUCCCUAUAUGCACCGAUCCAGAUCUUCUACACAAGCGCUUUUGUUUCUCUACAGAGAAAGCGAAAAACACAGCGAUUGGUGCACCAGCAAAGACAUGCCUGGAGAUUUCCAAGGCUCGGAGAGCAGUACUACAGAGAUGCCAUGGAGCAGUGCCAUAACUACAACGCCCGGCUAUGUGCCGAGAGGAGUGUCCGAAUGCCCUUCCUGGACUCUCAGACUGGAGUGGCGCAGAGCAACUGUUACAUUUGGAUGGAGAAGAGACACAGGGGACCAGGCGUGGCCCCAGGACAGUUGUACACCUACCCAUCCCGCAGGUGGAGGAAGAAACGACGAUCCCACCCCCCAGAGGAUCCCCGACUCGUCUUCCCUCCUCUAAAGUCAGAGCUGGACUUGGGGUUGAAGAAGGAUUCCCUGUCCUCUGAUGGCAGCAGUCUGGAGGCCCUACUGAAGGGAGAACCCCUGGACAAACGGGUUCCUCCGGAGCUCCGAGGGCCUGAGGAGGAGUCCAGUCUGACAGACUACACUGGUGGGGCGGUCACCCCUGCAGCACGCGUCAGAAAGAGAGUCCUGGAGCCAGAUGACUUCCUGGAUGACUUGGAGGAUGAGGACUAUGAGGAGGACACCCCAAAAAGAAGAGGAAAAGGAAAGGGAAAGGGUCGUGGGGUAAGCAGUGCCAAGAAGAAGCUGGACGCUGCGGCAGCUGCGCUGGAGGACAAGGACAAGCCCUACUCCUGUGACAGUGAGUCCCAGGGGGGUGCAGCAGAACCUGGGAGGGAAACAGUGGGAGUACAGAUGGGCUUUUGCAGAGUCUGUGGGAAGCGUUACAAGAAUCGUCCGGGCCUGAGCUACCACUACACCCACUCCCACCUGGCUGAGGAGGAGGGAGAGGACAAGGAGGAGCCUGAGGUCCACACCCCCAUUCCGCCCCAGCCUGAGGAGCCUAAGACACCCAAGAAAGGUCCAGAUGGUUUGGCGAUACCCAAUAACUACUGUGACUUCUGCCUGGGAGACUCUGCCCUCAACCAGAAGACGGGCCAGUCAGAGGCGCUGCAGUCCUGCUCAGACUGUGGACGUUCAGGCCACCCGUCCUGCCUGCAGUUCACCCCCGUGAUGAUGGCUGCAGUGAAGACCUACCGCUGGCAGUGCAUCGAGUGCAAGUGCUGCAACAUCUGUGGCACCUCAGAGAACGACGACCAGCUUCUCUUCUGUGAUGACUGUGAUAGAGGCUAUCAUAUGUACUGUCUCAGCCCCCCUAUGGCUGAACCUCCAGAAGGGAGCUGGAGCUGCCAUCUGUGUCUGGACUUAUUGAAAGACAAGGCGUCAAUAUACCAGACCCGUAAUGUCCCUCCGUCGUGAUGGACCCCCAUCCUCACAUACAACCCUCCCUCCACAGUGAGGUUCAUUCUCUGUGGUCAGUCAAGCGGAGGGGGUGGGACAGAUGACUUGUGAAAAGGGAAACGUACCCCCCCCCCCACUGAAACAUGCUUAGGUUUGGUUGUUCUAUGACUGUUACACAGUUCCAAGCUCAAGUGACCCAUGUAGGCUUUUGUUUUCAACUAUUUGUCAAUAUAUCAAACUCAAUGUGUAAUAUCCUGAACUUGACAAUACAUCAAGUAUGUUUCUUUUAAAAGUGGCUUAAACCACGAACACAGCUUUUACCAGCCAAAGUACACACAAUCUCACACACAUACACACUUACAGUGCAUUCAGAAAGUAUUCAGACCCCUUCACUUUUUCCACAUUUUGUUACGUUACAGCCUUAUUCUAAAAUUGAUUUAAAAA
Oncorhynchus tshawytscha (Chinook salmon) is the source of this 1806-nucleotide messenger RNA. RefSeq names its product zinc finger protein ubi-d4. Bases 22 to 1380 code for a protein of 452 amino acids. The transcript has 11 exons. Gene Ontology annotation, biological process: nervous system development. Gene Ontology annotation, cellular component: nBAF complex. The record is from RefSeq and is a predicted model, not a curated record. NCBI's taxonomy places the organism in Eukaryota, Metazoa, Chordata, Actinopteri, Salmoniformes, Salmonidae.